This is a messenger RNA of Topomyia yanbarensis, 7900 nucleotides long. RefSeq names its product zinc finger BED domain-containing protein 4-like. The transcript has 3 exons. Lineage: Eukaryota; Metazoa; Arthropoda; Insecta; Diptera; Culicidae. Bases 3182 to 4345 code for a protein of 387 amino acids. The record is from RefSeq and is a predicted model, not a curated record. Gene Ontology annotation, molecular function: DNA binding.
CUUAUUACUUAAUGCUGUCACAAAAAAUUUUGAACUCACAUUUCGAUGACCAAAUGGAACGUAAUUUAUGACGCUCCCAUGCAAGAGAACCAUCACCGAGAGAAAGGAUUCAUGUGUUGUGCCUCGCGACGAACAUAGGGGAAUUAUGGUUAAAACCGACACCUUAAGCAUAACACUUUUUCUAAGUUGCCACAAAACCAAUAAAAUUAUAAUUUUAAUGCACAAUUCUUCUUCAGAAAAUUCUUAACAAGACUUAAUUUUUUCAGCGCUUCGAAAAAUAAAUUUCAUUAAAAAUUAUUGGUUGUAAAACUUGGAAAACAAAGUGACUUUUCGUAGGCACUGCGGGUAAAACCGACACCCUAUAGGGGUAAGAUCGACACCCCCUUUAAUUUAUUUUCUCUCCACUGUAUUAAAAUCUUUAUCUUUAUUAAAAAUUAGAUACAUGCGUGAUUAAUAAAGUGUGAGUAUGUAUGAUGCAAAAUAUGUGCUUUUUAUUGCUUCAUCAUGUAGUGAGGGGAAGAAAGUUCGAAAGCGUAGUACUAUAAAUAAGAGUAUUUUAUGCUAUAGGAUUAUUUAUUGAUAUGAGUAUUUCCAAAUAAUCCUUGCGCACAUCAUUGCAACCUCCAGCGUCAUUUUAUUUCGUAAGAGAAGAUUUGCAAGCGUUCUACGUUCUGCUAAUUCAUCAUUCACUUAUAAAUGACACACACACUUCUUAGUAAAACUAUCUUUUUCAGAUUUGAUUUUUCGGACUCUGAUCAUCAACGAUCUAUUGGGGUAUACAUAAUAUCAUUGUCUCAUUGUGAUAAAGUUCGUCUAUGACAAACCAAGAGAACACUUGAAAUUCGGUUUGAUGAGCUUUUUGCAGAAAUAGCAAAAGCUUCGAUAGAAUCAGAUAAGCAAAAAUUCCAAUUUUUGAUUUUUAAAGAGACUUAUAAGAAAUAAACACAAUAAAAGUAUUUCUGUGUAUUUCAGCUAUUACUAUAGUGUGCUAAUAGUGAAAUUGAAGUAUCACAAAGAUCCCCAGCCUUUUGUAAUGAAUCGCAAGUGAACACAACCAUCUUAACAGUGUGUCGGUUUUACACUAACCAAAGGGUGUCGGUUUUACCCCAACAGCGCACAUUUUUUUAUAAAAGCAAUUAAAAAUAUUGCAUUUCUCAAACUCAUCUUCAAUGCACCUAGUUGAUCAUAGGAAAGGCCGAUAAUAAUAGGUACUGAAAAAUGGGGUGAUUUGAAAAGCUUUUGUUCGGUUAAAACCUUAAAAUCUACCAACGAAAUUUUACAUCCAGACGAGUAUGAACGCUGCUGUCGUAUAUUUUGUUUAUUUUUAUGACAUUCGGCGCACUAACGUAAAUCCAAUUUUUCUUCAAAUGCUCUACAUAAACGUACUAAUAAUAAUGUAUCAUUAUGAAAUGAAUAAAAAUUUGAUUUCUAGGAAAAGUUGUGGGGUGUCGGUUUUACCCACAGUGUCGGUUUUUCCCACAAUUCCCCUACGUGUAUUCGGUAUAAAGAAAAUAAAAAUACAAAUAAACUGCAACCGCGUUCUUUCUUUACCUUCCGUCAGCCACAUUGGUGACCCCGACGUGAUACGGAAUACAUUAUCUUGCCACCCGAAUAUCUGUUGUCGUUCGUUGAGUCGGACGACAAGCAAACCGAAGGAGUAGCAGGAGAGAAGAGGAGAAGGUGAAAGAUUCAACGUUGGAAGAAGGAGGGGAUUAUUUAAUUUUUAAGCUGCCGCUGAUAGUGCUAAAUAUAGUUUCCGGUUCAUCCGAACAAACUCAAAAAUAAAUAUGGAGAUGUCGAAUAACCUCAAUCACGAUGAGUGAAUCUAACAUGGAUUUCACUAUGACUCCGUGUGAAGCUUGCGGAAAGGUAUCAACGCAGAUCGAGGAGAUGAUUGCCUGUGACAGCUGUGAGCGCUGGUAUCACUCCCGUUGCGUGGAAGCUACAGCGGCGACAAAAGAAGGACCGACAGCUUCGUGAACGGGAAAUCGAGGAAAAAAGCCUACAACAUCAAAGGGAACUGCAGGAGAAGAAGGAAUAUCUUUGCCGCAUAAGGAAGAUGGAAGAGAUCCAUCAGGAGCAGAUGUCCUUCGUAGAGGAACAGUUCAAGGAAGCGCUAAUGGUGAACAGCGGACAAAAUCGGUCGCUGAUCCCAAAGAAGGUUUUUCCGAAGCAUCCCGCGGAAAAGGUACCCCGUUGCGUCCUCCGGCGUUCGGCAAAUUGACAAAAGGUAAUCUAAAGAUGUUUGCAUAGAACGCUGAAGUCAGCAGUGAUGAAAGUGAUGAAAAUCGGUCGGAGAUUACAGACGGCGGCGAGGGCAGCGACGAUGCAAACGGUUAAAGAAACCAGAAGCAAACAUGGGCUGGAGCAAUAGCGUGCCGGACCAAGCAGGGCUCAAUUCAGCACUGGAGUCCGUCCGAGACCAGCUUCUUCUUCCAAAGUCGGUCCCACGAGUAAUUGCAAAACUCCGACAGCUUUACGGACGCCAUAAACAAUUGCUGCAAAGCCACCUUGAAAAGGUACGCAGGCUCGAAACUAGAGAUGCACCGAAUAGUACUAUUCGGCUUUCAGCCGAAUACCGAAUAUUUAAUGUUUAAAUAUUCGGCGUAACGAAUAUUCGACCGAAUAUUCGACUGAAUAAUGUAUAAAAAUUCUGACAAAUAGCAUCAAACUACUUAUAUUCGAAUAACCUCAACAUGUAACUUUGUAUUAACCAAAGCAAAGAACCCGCAAAUUAGCGUACCGAUACAGAGAUUACUGGAUGCAAUCGAUAAACAUUUGAUUCAUUCACUUAUUAGUUUUUAUUUAUAUAUAUAUAUUUUAAAGUAGUGAAAAAGCACAAUUUAAUCGUAGGGCAUUUCAGAAUCCAUUUAUACUUCCAAAAACAUGAUUCCCAAUAUAUUUAAAAUGCUUUCCCAUAUUUACUUUGAAAAAUGUAAUCUCAAAAUGUAAACAACAGGACCACCAUGUGUCAAACUUAUUGCAUGGCGUCAAAUUACAAUCGACAGUUGGCUGCCGUUAAUGUCUCCACCUAACUAUGAAUGUAGGAACUAUUGUGUAGAACUGCCAACACUUGCGCGCAAACUUCUCACUCCAUUUUUGUUAUUGAAAACGGUCGUCUUCAGAAACGCGUGGAUUUUUGAAAAUCUAAGAUUUCCAGGUCUAUUAUAUUUGUUUAAAAAUGGCGGAAAGCAAACGUUCGGCGAUUUGGGAGUUCUUCAUCGAAAUUGAUGGUGGUCGAAGAGCCAAGUGCGCAGAAUGCAGUGCAACUCUAUCGCGCGGUGGUACCGGAAGAGCAGCUACAAAUUCUGGAAUGAUAAAUCAUUUGAAGCAACAUUCUGAAGCACAUCGAAUUUACCGAGAAUCAGAAGCUACGCGAAAAGCUACCAAACCUGCGGCGCAGCCUACCAUCCAAGAGAGCUUUUCUGGCAGCUUCAGAUGGGAGGAAAAUUCUGUAAAGGCUAAAGAAAUUACAAAAACAAUCGCAGAAAUGCUUGUACUGGAUCUCCAACCAAUUUCAAUGGUUCAAGAUGAAAGAUUUCUACACCGAGAUAAAAUAACUAAUGAAUUCGUUCCUAGUAGGAAGCAUUUUACAUCAGUGGUACUUCCUGAAAUGUUCGAGAAGUGCAAAAAAUCAAUAAAGGAUGCGUUGCCUCAAAAUGGUGGGUACAUGUCUUUCACGACAGACAUUUGGUCGUCUCCGAACAAUAAAGCAGUGAUAAGUUUGACUGCACAUUGGUACGAAGAAAAAUGCAGCAAUAUGCAACACGCCAUAUUAAACACUAGUGAGUUCCCUGGUUCCCACACCGGAGAGAGAAUUGGCCUAAAAAUGCACGAAAUGUUAAGUGCCUGGAACAUAUCCACAUCUCAGGUUCACCUGAUCUUGCGGGAUAAUGCGGCAAACAUGCUGAAAGGGCUAAAUGAUGCCGAACUGCCGAACGUUGGAUGUUUUAUUCAUACGCUUCAACUAGUUGUUCUUGAGGGAUUGGAAUGUCAAAAAACUGUUAAAGACGCUAUAGCAAAAUCACGCAAUAUUGUGACACACUUCAACCAUUCUCCACUAGCUUGCAACAAGCGGGCCUUACACGUUCAAUAUGGCCGCUACAAACUGUCCGAAAUCCAGGACAAAUACGAUUUACCCAAAAGAAAACUCCUGCAGGACGUUCGCACACGAUGGAAUUCUUCGUUCUAUAUGUUAGAACGCAUGCUUGACCAAAGAUCAACCGUAACAUACUACGCAGGAGAAGUUCCAACGGUAAAGAAUUUGACGGAAUAUGAAUGGAAUAUUACAAGCCGUCUUCUUGAGUUUUUGAGGCCAUUUAACCAGAAUCGUAAGCUCCGAUGAAUCGAACAUAUCUGAGGUAAUUCCGUAUGUGGCAGCCCUCAAACUGUUUUUAGAAAAGAAUAGUAGUAAUCAUAAAGGAGUCGAACCUACAAAAGAAACCCUAUUAAGAAGCUUGAACGCCCGGUUUAAUUAUAUUUUGGAGGAAAAUGUUUUUACCUUUGCCACUGUUCUGGAUCCCAGAUUUAAACUGAACUUCAUUUCUGAAAACAAUCACCGUAUCCUAAUUGAUGGAAUCGUUACUGAGAUCCUUGAUCAAAUCGAAGUAACGAAGCCAGAUGAAACAAGGCCUGAACUGGAGAAACCUGCAGAGACUUCAUCCGGUUUCUGGAAGUGCUUUGAGGAAGUCGGAGCAAAUCAACAACAAACAAUCGACCCGUCCAUCUGCACAAUUAGAAACGAGCUGGAACAGUAUCUUUCGGGAAAAAAUAUUGAUGGAAAGCAAAGCCCGUAUGCUUGGUGGACUGCAAACAAACACAAAUACCCACAUGUACUGAAAAUCGCUACGCGUUACCUUUCAGCUCCUGCAAGUACUGUUGUAAGUGAAAGGUUGUUUUCCACCGAAGGACUCAUAUAUGAGCAGCAUCGUAAUCGGCUACUGCCAGAGAAUGGCGAAAUACUUACAUGCAUGAAGCGCAAUUUUAAUUAUUUUAUGACUUCAUCAGAAAAUGCGUUGACUUAAAUUAAAUUUUCUUUGAAUUUUAUUUUAUUUUGUUUUUUUUUUAAAUAUUUCAUGACUAUUAGGCCAUUACUGAUCCUAUUCGGCCGAAUGUCGGUUUUUAUUAUUCGGCGUACCGUAUAUUCGGCUUAAAUCAAAAUCGGCUGAUAUUCGGCCCGAAUAUUCGGCCGACCGAAUAUUCGGUGCAUCUCUACUCGAAACUGACAACUUGGCCAGUUUCAUACCGUUUGGCAAUGCGAUCAGGCAGCUUAGCGAACACUUGGAAGCAGCGGAUCUCCCGCUCCACUUGGUGAAUCUGAUUGUCAUCCAAGAUUUAGUCAGCAAACUUCCGGACGGGAAAAAGCGGUGCAAUAUAACGGAAAGAAUAAUCCAGUUACACUUGGAACGUUUACUGAUUUUGUUUCGAGAAUCGUGGCAGAUGCUUUCGAUGCGAAUGUCACUUUUGAAUACAAACCAGAUGUAAGGUUUGCGGUAGGAUUACUAUUUUCAUUGUUCGUGAAUGAUGCGGUCUUUGUUCUAAUGCGUGGAGGGAAACUGUUUUUCGCCGAUGACUUGAAGAUAUUUCUUGUGAUAAGGAAAGAAGCCGAUUGCCGUGAGUUACAGUGUCUCAUUGAUACAUUUUACAAUUGGUGUCAAAGAAACAUGUUGAUCCUUUGUGUUACGAAAUGUUUUGUCAUCAGUUUUCAUCGUACAAGAGACAUGCUUAAUUUUAACUACAACAUUGACGGAACUCAGCUGCAACGCGUUGACCACGUAAAAGAUCUAGGUGUUACUCUCGAUGAAAGGCUAACUUAUACCAACCACCUGUCAGCGACCAUCGACAAAGCAAAUCGACUUCUAGGUUUUAUGUUGAAGAUUUCAAAGGUUUUAUAUUGCUCACUGGUGCGCUCGCAGUUGGAAUUUGCAAACAUCGUCUGGUGGCCCUUAUCAUGCAACGUGGAGUGAAAGGAUUGAAACUGUCCAGCGCAAAUUUAUACGAUAUGCUUUACGUCAAUUGCCUUGCAAUGAUCCGUUGAACCUGAUACCAUAUGAGGACCGUUGCAGACUAUUAGGACUACAUACUUUGGAAGAACGUAGACAUACUUCGCAGGCCAUUUUCAUAUCAAAGUUUCUGUUGGCUGAGUAUGAUGUUCCCGAUCUCCUUGGACAAAUCAACUUCUACGCCCCAACCCGUGUUCUUCGCCCUCGGACAUUACUACACAUCAUGGCAAUGCGAAACACCAACUACGCUGCUAAUAGAUUUUAGCGAUGGUUCGUCGCUUCAACGAGCUUGCCUAGCACUUUGACCUCAAUUAUAAUUCAUCACAAUUUCGUCACCGUUUGCUGUUACAUUAGGUUGAUUAUUUUUAGUUUAGUUCAUUAAGACUUAGUGUCAGAAGAACACAAAUUUUAAAUAAAAAUACAAAUACAAAUGAUGGCACCAAUGCCGGUUCAACGCAUCAACUCUCACUUGCGUUCCUCUAGUACAGUGGGUGUUGAUUACCUAGGUCCUGUCGAGGUCACGGUGGGGCGUAGGAAAGAGAAGUUGUGGAUCGCGGUCUUCACGUGUAUGGUGAUAAGGGCCGUCCACCUGGUGUAGAAAGAGAGAAGAGGAGAAGGUGAAAUCAGGAAAGUUUCGACGUUGGAAGAAGCAGGGUACUAUUUAAUUUUUGAGCUGCCGCUGAUAGUGCUGCUACGAAAAUAUAGUUUCCGGUUGAUCCGGACAAACAUUUUUCUAAAGAAUAAAUAAAUUUAGAUUAUCUAAUUAUCUGAAAAAAUAUUGAAAUUUAUCCACGAAAAGUGAGAUUUGUGUACACAUCGAAAGCAUAAUUUCAAAUUGUGCCUUCUAGUUUACCAAUUUUGAAUUCACCACAGUAACGAUAAAAAAGUUAUUUCUAGGUUAGAAAUUCUGCACUCCAGCUCCAGGUGUAGGCCACACUUCGGCCAAACUAGUUAUAGCAAUAUAUCUUUUUAAAGAUAUUCGAGAGUCUAUCUUUGAAAAGAAGUGUUCUGCUACAUAAACAUUUGAAAGCACUUUUUAAUUUACAUAUACUACACGAUGUUAGUAUAAGUCCAACUGAUGGUAUAGUGAAAAUAAAACGGAAACCUAUCUCAAAGUUGUUAGCAAUUUAAAAAUUUGAGUUACGAGUUUUGUAUUUCGGACAAAAAUAUUUUGAUUUCAAAUUCGCUUGAAUUGUUACUAACUGAUUGGCCGUAGACAAAAAGCCAGUCUGAAAAGCAUUAUUGAUCGAUGUUUGUUUUUGUCCUUAAUAUUUGAAAAGCUUGAAAUAAAUCUGAAUGCCUGAAUAGCUUAAUUUUUAGUUGAACAUUAUAAUGUGCUUUUUUCCAAUUUCACAUUUUCUACAAAUAAAAAAUGAAAAGUCAACAUAGACAUUUGUGGACAGGGGAUUGUUAAAAGUUAACUAGGGGGAGGGGGGUAAAAAAUUUCAAAUUUCCUCCUACGUGAUUUGUGAAUGGCCCUGAACAGCUUUUACGCAAGCACAUUUCAAGCCUAUUAGAUGUUUUACCACAAUACAAUUGCAUCCAAAUAUAGUAAGAUAAAGCAAAAGGAUGAUCGUGUAAGACGAGUAAUGACGAAAUUCCCAAUUUUAGUAAUGUUAUUGCUCAGUAAUGAUACUUUUAUUGCGCGUGUAAGGACCCCUAUUUACCCACUAAACACGUCUUUUUAUUGACUUUAAUCUGGUAAUCCGAAACCAAUGAGUAGUGUAUACCAGCUGCCAAAUUAUUUUGUCUGAAAUCUGUAUUGUCCUAGUAAAAAUGCUGUAUUUGUAUCAAGUAUUCAAUAAAGAAAAGGAAUUUUUAUAAUAUUUAGUGUUCAAGACUUUAAAGGAUGAUUUAUUAUAAUUCGAAACUAAUAAAAAAAUGUGAUCUUCAAAAUA